UGGACGGUCGAGCAGAGUGGCCAAGUUGGAAGGGAAUAGGAGAGGCGUUCACGUGACCAGUCAAGCGAAUCAAGCGAGCCAAGCGAGCCCCCUCCCCUGUCUGCCCUGUCCUGGAAUGGCUGCCGCCGCGGACCUCCAACGGACGCUCACAGAUCUCGGUCUUGAGCAGUACCUGCCCAAUUGCCUCCAAGCCGGCUUCCAAAAUUUCCAGUCGCUCAGCUCCGUUACUGAAGCAGAACUUACUGCCCUCGGCAUUCGCUUGGGACAUCGGCGGAAGCUUCUGCGGAAAAUCGCGCGAGACCAUGCUUGGCCAGACAACAGGCCGCUCCCCACGUCCUACUCGGAACUGCAACAACACAGAAAUAGCGUACGCAGGCUUGCACGCGGAAAUGUAGACCCGGACACACUCGAGGAGAACUACUAUUCUCUGACAAGCCCAUCCCAAUCGCCAUCCCCAUGGUCUCGAGCAACAUCGUCUUCGUCUGAUUCCACUGUCUCAACUCAGGAGAGUCUGGAUGGCACUCGCCUCCAGGUGGCGGGCGUGCUGCGAACGAGCAGCCCCCUCUUCCCCAUUGCUAUACAUGAAGAGGACAACCACGCUCAAGAGCGAGAAAAGAUCUCUCGAGCACUGCGUGGCUUGGGUAAUUUUGGCAUCCACAUCCCCGCCGCCGAUCCGUUAAAGUUCUCCGAUCCUGACCGAAUCCUCGAUUCGGAGAAAUGGCUGUAUGAUGUCAUGCCUCACGGCCCCAAGAGUGGCUUGAGCAGAGGGAGCAACAGCAGCGAGGCUGGUGUAACCCCAGGUACCCAACCCCUGGAGGCCUUCGUUGAGGCAUUCUCCAAGAGCUUCAACCACUUCUUAUUCCUGUUCCGCGAGGAUGAACUGCGACAGAGCUUCAACCCACGCAAAUGGACAUCCGAUGCAGACCUGCCGAUCGAUGUUUGUUUGGUCCUUGCUCUCGGUGCAAAGGCCAGCGCCUUUCAAGUAGAAGACGUCCAGAAUGAGUGGUACAGAAGAGCGCGCUUGCGGCUCUUGAGUGAUGACCGUCAAGACGAUCUGUGGAUGAUGCGUGUGUUGACUUUGAUUUGUCUCUUUGAGAUUGACGACAACAUCGAUGUCUCCUAUAGUUUCCUAGAUGCUGCAACGAACAUUGGUCUGGAGAAUGGAUUAGACUCUCCAGAGCCUACCCUGAAUGGGAUGAGGGAACCUGCGCUUUCCCAGUGGCUUCGCGUCUGGGACACAAUUCGAUUUUUGAAUCUGUGAUUACCCUUACCCCGCUCACCAUUGGACAGAGUCCAUUGACUUGAAUGCUUAGGUGGUUUCUUCUUCAACCGCAAGCAAUGGGUAGACAGCUGUCAGACACAAGCCGCUUCCUGAACAUAGAGCAACCUCCACUAUUGUCCGAUCAUUGCCGCAAUAGUCGAUUGAUUCAGAUGAGCAUUGCA
Messenger RNA from Hyaloscypha bicolor E, 1443 nucleotides. RefSeq lists its product as uncharacterized. NCBI's taxonomy places the organism in Eukaryota, Fungi, Ascomycota, Leotiomycetes, Helotiales, Hyaloscyphaceae. The transcript is spliced from 4 exons. Gene Ontology annotation, molecular function: protein binding. Bases 116 to 1261 code for a protein of 381 amino acids. The record is from RefSeq and is a predicted model, not a curated record.